ACAGCAAUCAUCAGCCUACGGUCAACAGUCAUUCGCACAUACCAACGAAACUUUGAAAGACAUUUUUCAACCAAUCUCAAUCAACAAUGAAGUUCACCACUUUCGUUCCCUUCCUCCUUGCUCUGGGAGCCACAGCACGGCAAACCGCCCCCGUUGUGGGUGAGGCUGUGCUCGAUCUCUCCGCAGAUCGCCCAAGCCAUGCCGACGUUGAACGUUCUGACGUUCAGCUCGUGGGUACCAACUCUCGCAACCCACGUAGUCUCCGAAGCGGAAACCUCCUCAAGCGUGAAUGCCAGGGAGCAAACAGCUAUGGCUGCUCUGCUAAGGGUUGGUGCUGGAAGGAAUGUGGCAGUGGUAACUGGUGCUGGACUGCUCACAAUGGCGGCAGUGGCCAGUGGAUUUCAUGCGGCGGAGCCGGUGACUGCAACCGUAACCAGGCUUGCAGCAUUGGAGGCUGCAAGGAGUGCGGAUGCAGCGGAUGCACCAAAUAAGUUGAGGUAGCAUGUGGGGUUGCGUUUAGAAGGUGUGCAUAUCGCUUAUAGCAAAGAGUACAGCUGCUUGAAGGAUCCAGAGAUGGGGGCGAAGUUCAACUGCCGGUAUAAGGAUAUCCUCUACCCUUUACGUACUACCAAUCAUAUACUAUACCUUCA
This is a messenger RNA of Bipolaris sorokiniana ND90Pr, 650 nucleotides long. RefSeq lists its product as uncharacterized. The transcript has 2 exons. NCBI's taxonomy places the organism in Eukaryota, Fungi, Ascomycota, Dothideomycetes, Pleosporales, Pleosporaceae. The record is from RefSeq and is a predicted model, not a curated record. The coding region runs from base 87 to 491 and encodes 134 amino acids.